UCAUUGAUUCAAAAAUUGUUCUGUACCACACGAUCUGUACUGCCAUAUCUUGGAUCUACUUGAUGUCACGUCCAUUGGUGUUGGAUCGUGGUUUUGCUUCUUCGUCCUGCAACUGACUUCUUUGACUUAGUCUACUGAUGGCUGACGUUUUUCACGUGCUCAAAGAUGUAUUUGGCCAUGCAUCGUUCAAGUCCACAUUACAACAAAGAGCGACGGAAGCAAUUAUUGGAGGCGACCGAGAUGUAUUCGUUUCCAUGCCGACCGGCGCUGGAAAAAGUCUGUGCUAUCAGCUGCCAGCUGUGUACGCCGGUAUGCGAUUGGGCACGGCUCGGCGCGGUGGUCUGACACAGGGUGGUGGCUGUGUAACUCUGGUGAUCUCCCCGCUUAUCGCAUUGAUGCAGGAUCAGGUGCAACACUUGAAAGACUGCAACGUUGCUGCUGAGCUUCUCAACUCCAAGCAGAGCAAUGAUGAGAGGCAGCGUGUCUUGCGCGACCUUUGUGGUUCGAAGAAAGUGAUGAAGGGCCAAGAGCAGACACUUGGAGACCUUGCCAGAGGGUUUGCUAAGAGUACUGGCGAGAAGCUGCCUAAGACGCGGCUAUUGUACGUGACACCGGAACUGCUUGCCACUGAUUCUUUUCAGUCUGUGCUCAAGGAUAUCUAUGACCAACGCUUGCUAGCGUACUUUGUUGUGGAUGAAGCUCACUGUGUCUCCCAAUGGGGUCAUGAUUUCCGCCCAGACUAUGUCAAGCUUGGUAAGCUGCGGCAACGUUUCCCGGGCAUUCCCUGGGUAGCGUUGACUGCCACAGCAACAGUUGCAGUCCAGGAAGACAUCCUCAAGCAGCUUAGCCUGCGGCAGCCUGUUGCCAUCUUCAAAGCACCGUGCUUCCGAUCAAAUCUCUAUCUGGAUGUGAAGUAUAAGGAUGCUCUUGGCGAUCCGUAUACUUCGUUGUGUACCUUUGUCAAUUCUGCACUGGACGAUAAGGGUUCUGGCAUUGUGUAUUGUCGUACCCGAGAUGCUUGUCAAGAGGUAGCAGCUCGCCUGUCGUCCAAGGAGAUCUCAGCCAAGCCAUACCAUGCUGGUCUGAAGGAUACAUUGCGCGCCAGUACACAAGAGGACUGGAUGAAUGGAAAGACUCGUGUCAUUGUGGCAACGAUCAGUUUUGGAAUGGGUAUCGACAAGUCCAAUGUCAGAUUUGUUGUACACUGGACUAUUCCCAAGUCAAUGGAGGCAUACUACCAGGAGUUGGGUCGUGCUGGUCGCGACGGUCUGCCUGCCAAAUGUCGUCUUUACUACAGCAAGGCUGACAAGGAGACUGUUGCAUUCUUCUUGCAAAAGGAGGCAUCAAGGCCAAAGGCAAAGAAAGAAGCAGCACGUCCUCAUGUCAGAGCUCAGCAGUCCAGUUUUGAAGAGCUUGUCAAAUACUGCCUUGGAACAAGCUGCCGUCAUGAAAGUAUAGCCAAGCAUUUUGGAGAUCCUUUGCCUCAGUGCAAGGACCUGUGUGACUGUUGCCGUGAGCCGAAUGCAGUGCGUAAGAUGCUGUCAACCGGACACCUGUCCAAGAGUGCGAACAGUCGCUACAGUACUGUGGCUGGUGGUGUGGAAAGACAUGCUCCUGACUCGGAGAUGUAUGGCGGUGGCAGAUGGGGACAUCGCAAAGCCAAUGGUGCGGAUGCAUUAGGGGAGUCUGGCUCGGACGACGAAGGUGGAAGCUAUGACGGUGAUGGUGAAAGAGCGUAUGGAAAAUCUCUAACUGAGGGGUUGGCUGAUGAGCUACGGAAAAGAAGACAUGUAGGAGACAUAGCACCGGCAUCUCUGGGUACCAACAAUCCAGGACUGCAAUGCAGACUAGUGAAUCCCACGUCCAAACGCAUUCCUAGUCUUCAUUUCAAGGUCCGGGAGCAUUGCUUGAAUCGUAUUGAGACAGCUCUGGUGACAAAUGCUGCAACAGUUGGUCAUCCAUCGGGAUUGACUGAGGAGGCUAUCUUCAACGUGGCUGUUUCAGAGGAAUACUCUGUCUUCAUGGACAGCCGCAUCGCCUCAGUUUAUCGUCAGAAAGCAGUGAAAAAGGCGUCGACGAUCAAUGAUCUUACUAGCCGGGAUGAACUGUACGAGGGAUUACUCAAGGACAAUGUUCAGGAUGACGUGUUAACCGACUCAGAAUGCGCUGCCUUUCCUGCGGACACAUACAGUGGUGAACCACCCAGCGACGAUGAAGUUCGACACCAGCCCUGCUUCCAGACUGCAUUGCAACUAUCCAAGUCGCGCGACUCACUUACUAACUCGAGUCGGGUGCAGCACUCCGUGGGCCAUAGGGCCAGUCAAACGCGUGCCCAACCCUCCUCUAAAUCUGCCGGUAUGACUGGCGGCUUUGUCCCAGCGCGGCAUCUUGUUGCAGAUAAUGUCAUUCAAGCCAGCAGUCGCAAAUCAAAACUGCAACAGCAAACGUUACCAUGGUCAACAACCGGAACAAACAACUUCGAUGACAAUGAGUUGUCAUCUGCUGCAUGUAUUGGAGCAAAGACGCAGCUAGAGGAUGUUACUGAUGUCCUAGCACGUUCACCGAUAGCGUCUAUGUUGCCAGACUCUAUACGAAUUGGUCAAAUUGGUGGAGGAGCGCAGCAAGAACAGUCCGGAACACCAACAACAGUGGUCUUAUCAAGCAGUCCAGUGUCAAGCCCGCUACACCAAGCAUUCUCUCCUGUGGCCACUUGUACAUCAACAGCUGAUAUUGCGGAGCCUCCAGCGUUCACAUGUUUCUUUGAGAAGAGGAAUGAAUGCGCUCCAAGCAACCAUUCGAAGAGCAAUGGAUUUCGAUCACCUUCCCCAACGCUGUCCGUUCACAAUGACCAUCUUGUUGAACCGGUCGAGGAGAGCGAUGCUCCGUACGCGGUAUCUACACCAGUUGAUUAUGUAAACCACUCUUAUCAAGUGUCGUCGUCGCCACCGCCGCUUGCCAAGCCAGUGAAACGUCCAUCGUGCGAAGAUCGGGUUGAAGAUGACAUUGUUAGCAACACAUCUAGCAAGCCUUCCUCUAGUUCCGGUAAACCAACUAAACGCACAGCUGGGCACAGUCAAAGUCGGACAGCCGGCCUGGCCAAGAAGGUGAAACCCAGUUCUGAAUCAAUAGCUGCGGCAGCGGCAGCUGAAAAGCGUAAGAGUGAACUCGUCGGUAAACUGGUGAAGCUGCUCAAUCCGUACUUCAAAGACAAUUGCUUUGAAUCCAAGGAUCUCUUUAAAAUGUUUGCAAAGCAUCUGACGACACUUUUGCUGGAUGACUACACGAAACAACAAACCAGUGCUACACGUGUCGGUUUGAAAGUCGUCAAAGUCUUCUUCCAGUCAGAAGGUAGAUUCGUACGAGAAGAGCAGCUAAGCAUCGUUACCAAUCUUGUAGAAAAGGAAAAGGCGAGGAGUGUGCCUGCAAAGUGCUGAGCUCCUCCUCCCCCCCCCCCCCUCUUCCUGUCCCUCUCCACUCUUGUCAGAGAUGUUUGUGUUUAAAUUACAUCAUGUAGUCCCCCGGGUGCUCAGUGUUUUGUAGCCCACGACCUAACCGUGGCAGUGCCAUCAAGCUGAGUCCAUCACAAUCCACCCGAAGUAUUUCCGGCGUAACAUCUCACUACUCCGCAUUGUGGCAAGUUAGUUACAUGUACGCAAUCACUCACUGCUACGCUACUGCUGUGCAAUGCCGUUUUGCAUUCCUCCCGAUCUGCAUCAUUUUCAGUGCAAAAGUCUAGCCCCCAGCCUUUUUUCUUCCUAUUUUGACAUUUUCAAUAUGUUCAACUACAGCUGAAACACCAGUAUUGCCCGGGUAUUUUAACGAACAUUUUUUUUAAAUGUGCAUUCUCACGAUAUCAAAAGUCAAAUCUUGAAGUCGUUACGUGCAAACACCGUCGGCGAUGUACCGCCACAGUAACCGGUUGAAUUGUUGCCAAACACAAGAACACUACAAGUAAGGAAUAUGUUGUCAAUUUCGACAGCAUGUAACUGUUAUACCGGUAAGCUCCCAGCUUA
This is a messenger RNA of Sycon ciliatum, 4013 nucleotides long. Its product is annotated as ATP-dependent DNA helicase Q5-like. Gene Ontology annotation, cellular component: chromosome; nucleus; cytoplasm. Gene Ontology annotation, molecular function: ATP binding; nucleic acid binding; four-way junction helicase activity. Bases 138 to 3434 code for a protein of 1098 amino acids. The record is from RefSeq and is a predicted model, not a curated record. The transcript is spliced from 23 exons. Gene Ontology annotation, biological process: double-strand break repair via homologous recombination. Lineage: Eukaryota; Metazoa; Porifera; Calcarea; Leucosolenida; Sycettidae.